This is a messenger RNA of Brassica napus (rape), 803 nucleotides long. Its product is annotated as germin-like protein subfamily 2 member 3. Gene Ontology annotation, biological process: regulation of root development; plasmodesmata-mediated intercellular transport. The record is from RefSeq and is a predicted model, not a curated record. Bases 45 to 701 code for a protein of 218 amino acids. Lineage: Eukaryota; Viridiplantae; Streptophyta; Magnoliopsida; Brassicales; Brassicaceae. The transcript is spliced from 2 exons. Gene Ontology annotation, molecular function: manganese ion binding. Gene Ontology annotation, cellular component: plasmodesma; cell wall.
AACAGGUCAAAGGAUGUUCUCAAAUUCAUCAACAACAACCAACAAUGGCAAUUUCCAUGACUCAUCUUUUUGUUACCAUCAUGCUUCUAGCCGCCCACACGGCCCUCGCAGAAACAAACAUGCUUCAAGAUUUGUGUGUUGCUGAUCUCAAGGGUUCAAAAGUCAACGGAUACCCAUGCAAAGACCCAUCACAAGUAACACCAGAGGACUUCUACUACAUGGGCUUAGCCAAUGCUGCAGACACCAGCAACACCUCAAUGGGCUCAGCCGUCACAGCAGGCAACGUUGAGAAAAUCCCUGGCCUCAACAUGAUGGGUACCUCCAUGUCUCGUAUCGACUACGCACCAGGCGGACUCAACCCGCCGCAUCUUCACCCCCGAGCUUCAGAGGCCAUAUUCGUCCUCGAAGGAAGCCUCUUCGUCGGCUUCUUGACCACCUCUGGAAAACUCAUCUCCAAACACGUCAACAAAGGAGACGUCUUUGCAUUCCCCAGAGCUCUCCUCCAUUUCCAGCAGAACCCUAACAAAACUCCUGCCUCGGUGAUCGCUGCUUUCGAUAGUCAGAACCCUGGGACGCAAAGUGUUGGACCGUCUCUGUUUGGCGCUAACCCUCCCAUUCCUGAUGACUUGCUUGCCAAGGCGUUCUCGCUUGGAACAAAUGAUAUUCAGAAUAUUAAGGGAAAGUUCCAACCCAAGAAAUGAACAUAGGUUUCAGACCAUACACAUUAAUACAAAUAAUGAACAUAAAAUCUGCAAAUUACUAAGCAAAAGCAAAGAAAACUUGUACAUUUUAUUUUAUUUUAA